AUGUCUGUCGCCGCAGAGCACACAGAGGCAGGGGCCCCUGCGCGCAAGGCAUCAAAGGUGGAGCCGCCAACGCACAACCCGGACCCGAACUUCUGCAGCUACUACGUGACGCGCAAGCACCGAUUCUGCCGCACCGAGUGCAGGCCCGGAUCGCUAUACUGCUGCACACACGACGUCGCGGAGGCAGGUGCGACUCCCUCCACUGCACCACAAGCAGAGAACGAUGUGACAUCAUCACCGUCAGACGCUGCUGGCUGCAGGGGGGAUAUGCGAGUCCCUUGCCCCAUCAACUCCAAUCACACUGUCUACGCGUCGCGGCUCGAGAGACAUGUUAAGGUGUGCCCGGAUCUGCGCCACGUGACACACCAGCUGCCGUACUUCAGCAGUGACAAACACGCGAAUCGUGGCGCUGUGUUUGUUUCGAGCGCGUGCAAUGCACCUACAGGAGGGGGGAGUCGGCGGUACACCCAUCGAGAUUUCUCUGCAGAGGGUCUGGCAGCUGUUAUUCGAAAGGUGCACGAGUGCUACGACUCAUGUAUUGCCCCCGACUUAGUCGUCUUGCGGCAGCCGUCGAGAGACCGCGAUGCAGCUUCAGGGGAGGCGGGCACCACCACGACGCCGCAGGCUACGACUUCCUGUCAGAGUUCUGCGCCCGUGGCCCGUGAAGAGGUCGCGUCGCUGAAGCACGGGCCUCAGCACACGGGACUGAUCCGCUGCCUAAGCGAUGUAGUUCGGCAGGCUCAGGACACGGACUCGAUUCUCGUGGGCCGCUGCAGAAGCCAAUGCGCACCGAUUUACGUAGAUGGUUUUUUGGAGUUCGGCGCCGGCAAAGGCGGCCUCUCCGCGGCGUUGCAGCAGCUUAUUGUUCAGCGCCUCCAAGGUAUUGACGGCACCAGCACCACUGUUGGUGAAGGCGCGGAGGCAGAGGCGGUUCCUUCGAGCCAGCGUGAGGCAACCGCGGAGACUUCACCCUUAACGCCAUCAGCACCGCAGUCGUCGUGGAGGUCGGAUUUUCUUGCCGAGGUCGCACAGCGGCCGCCGCUCGUGGUACUCGAUAUGAACGGCUUUCGGCGUAAGAGCGACGCGCGGGUGCGGCACUCUGCUGUUCCUUUGCAGCGCCUUCGAAUCAACAUCAAGGACGUGGACUUGACUCGAGCUUUUCUCUCUGAGAUUCGCCCAGUGCCGAGCGGGGAGGGGGAGGGGGCUGCAGGUGCGGUGCCGAGUGCCGCCCCGCGACCGUUGGAGAACUGGGCUGUGCUCGGCAAACACCUUUGCGGCGCCUGCACAGACUUCGCGUUGUCCUGUCUCACAGAAGGCCCCUUACUCACAUCGCAGGCGCAGGUGCGGCUGCCUAUUGUGGUGAUCGCGACCUGUUGCCACCACCGGUGCGAGCUCAAGCACGUGAACCCGCCCGAGCAAGUGGAAGGGGCACCUGCGCCGCUCGUGCUACCCGGGACCUCCUUCACCUGGUCCGAGCAGGAGUUUGCGGCGCUGGCCAGCAUGUCCUCAUGGGCAGUGUGCGGCGGCUUUGUCGACGAGGAGAGGCGCGCGGUGGGGCGUAAAUGCAAACGAAUCAUUGACCACCUUCGCGUGCACUUUCUGCGUCACCUCGGCUACGUGGCUUUCCAGUGCCAGUACACGGCUCGUGACGUGACGGAGGAGAACGUCUGCAUUGUAGCCUUUCAGGCAUCAUGA
This is a messenger RNA of Leishmania mexicana MHOM/GT/2001/U1103, 1695 nucleotides long. RefSeq lists its product as hypothetical. Bases 1 to 1695 code for a protein of 564 amino acids. Gene Ontology annotation, biological process: tRNA methylation. Lineage: Eukaryota; Euglenozoa; Kinetoplastea; Trypanosomatida; Trypanosomatidae. The record is from RefSeq and is a predicted model, not a curated record. The transcript has a single exon.